GACAGAGGACCUAUUCUAAAGUUACCAGUGCAUCUCAGAACAGAAAGUCUGUUGCAGCAGCUUUGAACCUGCACAGAGAGCCCUGCUGUAGCAUCCUCAGCCCUUUUAUUGGCAAAAUGUUGUAAUUUCUGCCCGCAGAUAAGAGAAGGGCCACAUUCACGUUGGCUCGUGGGCCUUUAUAAAGAGGAGGAGAGGUUUAGUCCGUUACUAGCUUGGAUGGAUCGACAACUCUGAGAUCCUCUAACCCUCUCAGGAAAGAGUUUGCCCUUUCGAUCCUGGAGAAGAUGCAAGCGCAGGAGAUCUUGCGGAGCCUGCGGCUGCCCGAGUUCAAUGACUUCAGCCAGUUCUUCCGCAGCUUGCCGGCCACCACGCUGGUGGGCAUCGGGGCCUUCGCUGCUCUCCUGGCCUACUGGUUUGCUAGCCGGCCCAAAGCUCUGAAGCCACCCUGUGACCUCCUGAUGCAGUCUAAAGAGGUGGAGGGCUGCGAUGGAGCAAGGAGAUCCGUGAUAGGAGGUAGCCCUAAGCUGCUCACUCACUACUACGAUGAUGCUCGCACCAUGUACGAAGUUUUCAGACGGGGAUUGGACAUUUCUGAGAAUGGCCCCUGUCUAGGGUCCAGAAGACCCAAGCAGCCUUAUCAGUGGUUAUCCUACAAAGAGGUGGCUAAAAGGGCAGAAUUCUUGGGAUCAGGACUGCUUCACCAUGGCUGUAAACCGUCGUCCGAUCAGUUUAUCGGCGUCUUUGCACAGAACCGGCCAGAGUGGAUCAUUUCUGAGUUGGCUUGUUAUACCUACUCCAUGGUGGUGGUGCCUCUGUACGACACACUGGGGCCUGGAGCCAUUCGCUACAUUAUUAACACAGCUGAUAUCGCCACCGUCAUCUGUGACAAGCCAGAGAAGGCCACCCUUCUCCUAGAACAUGUGGAAAGAAAGGACACUCCAGGCCUGAAAUUCAUUAUCCUCAUCAAUGCAUUUGGGAAUGACUUGAAGGAGCGAGGGAAAAAAUGUGGCGUGCUCAUCCAGUCUAUGCAGGAAGUCGAGGAUAUUGGAAGAGAGAACCAUCAGGCUCCUGUGCCUCCCCGGCCAGAAGACCUGUCGAUUGUGUGUUUCACCAGUGGCACUACAGGAAACCCCAAAGGUGCGAUGCUAACCCAUGGAAAUGUCGUUGCUGAUUUUUCAGGCUUUUUGAAAGUGACAGAGAAAGUGAUCUUUCCGAGACAGGACGAUGUGCUCAUCUCCUUCCUGCCUCUGGCUCACAUGUUUGAAAGAGUUAUACAGUCCGUGGUCUAUUGCCAUGGGGGACGAGUUGGAUUCUUUCAAGGUGAUAUUCGUCUUUUAUCUGAUGAUAUGAAAGCCCUGCGUCCCACCAUUUUUCCAGUUGUCCCAAGACUAUUGAACCGAAUGUAUGACAAGAUCUUCAGCCAGGCUGAUACGCCUUUAAAACGUUGGCUUCUAGAAUUUGCAGCAAAACGUAAAAAGGCCGAGGUUCGGAGUGGAAUCAUUAGAAAUGACAGUAUAUGGGAUGAACUUUUCUUUAAUAAGAUUCAGGCAAGCCUCGGGGGCUGUGUUAGGAUGAUCGUCACCGGAGCGGCUCCCGCAUCUCCUACUGUCCUCGGUUUCCUUCGGGCAGCCUUGGGGUGCCAAGUUUAUGAAGGUUAUGGCCAAACUGAGUGUACAGCUGGAUGCACUUUUACUACUCCAGGUGACUGGACAUCAGGUCAUGUUGGGGCUCCUUUGCCCUGUAAUUUCAUCAAGUUGACAGAUGUGGAAGAACUGAACUAUUUUGCUUCCAAAGGAGAGGGAGAGAUAUGCGUCAAGGGACCAAAUGUUUUCAAGGGUUAUUUGAAAGAUGAUGAGAAGACUACUGAGGCUCUGGACCAGGAAGGCUGGCUUCACACAGGAGACAUCGGAAAGUGGUUACCGACUGGAACUCUUAAAAUUAUUGAUCGAAAAAAACACAUAUUUAAACUUGCCCAGGGGGAAUAUAUUGCCCCAGAAAAAAUUGAGAAUAUCUACAUCCGAAGUGAACCAGUUGCUCAGGUUUACGUCCAUGGGGACAGCUUACAGGCUUUUUUAGUGGGCAUUGUUGUACCUGACGCUGAAGUCUUGCCAGGUUGGGCAAAGAAGAGAGGCCUUGAAGGAGCAUAUGCAGAACUCUGUGAAGAUAAGGAACUGAAGCAAGCUAUAAUGGAUGACAUGGUGAGGUUAGGAAAAGAAAGUGGACUUCAUUCUUUUGAACAGGUUAAAGCUAUUUACAUCCACUCUGACAUGUUUUCAGUGCAAAAUGGCUUACUGACACCAACAUUAAAGGCUAAGCGACCAGAACUGAGAGAUUACUUCAAAAAACAAAUAGAAGAGCUUUAUUCAACCUCCAUGUGAAGUUCAAGACAAGUUCUGAAUAUUGGACUCUGUAGCAAUAUGAAAGUUUUCUUGAAAGUACAGAGACAGAAGGAUGAAAUUGAAAUGAAUAGCCUGAGCUUUUUGUCCCAAGAAGUCUUUAACAAUAUUUUUCUCUGUCAUCACUGAAUACCUGUUAUUUUUAUUGAAUUGACAAUCUAGCAGGCUGCUAAAAUAUGGCAAAUGAUAAUGUAAAGAUGUAUGAAAAACAAGAUCUUCACAAGUACAGUGCUCCAUAAAAAGUAAUAUAUAUCUUCAUGUUCCAAGAUACUGAUUAAACAUAAAAGACAAACAUAA
This is a messenger RNA of Tachyglossus aculeatus (Australian echidna), 2693 nucleotides long. It is a transcript of the gene ACSL6, whose product is annotated as acyl-CoA synthetase long chain family member 6. Gene Ontology annotation, molecular function: arachidonate-CoA ligase activity. Lineage: Eukaryota; Metazoa; Chordata; Mammalia; Monotremata; Tachyglossidae. Bases 285 to 2378 code for a protein of 697 amino acids. The transcript has 21 exons. Gene Ontology annotation, cellular component: membrane; endoplasmic reticulum. Gene Ontology annotation, biological process: very long-chain fatty acid metabolic process; long-chain fatty-acyl-CoA biosynthetic process; long-chain fatty acid metabolic process. The record is from RefSeq and is a predicted model, not a curated record.